AUGGGUGAAAUUAUUGAAAUAUCUACAACACGAAACCAUCAAAGGAGAUUUUAUAAAUUUACUAGUAAGUGUGUUAUAUUUUCUAUUAAAGGAAAUUCUGGAUAUGCUAUGAUUGGGUUAGCUGAUCAAAUUGGAUUCUUUAAUAUUGAUCAUUGGGUUUUUAUAGAUAGACAUGGUGAGAGUGGAGUCUGUGAAUUUAAUGAAAUAAUUGUUAAAACACCAACACCUGGCAUCUUGGAGGAGGAAAAAUAUCAUAAGUUUUGCCUUACUUGGUAUGGCAGUAAAGUUGAGUUAAACAAAUUUGGGGAAUUUGAACCUAUAUUUUCCAAAGAAAUUAAAAAAAAUAAUUUAAAGUUUGUCACAUUUUUUGGCCGAAACCAAAGGAAUACUUUACAGUGGAAGUUAUUGUUACCACCGAAUAUCGAGAGGCCUUUUUUAAAACCAAUUAUAGGAGGAAAACCAUAUUGGGUGCCAUAUGAUGGUGCAUUGCCUUAUGGUGCAAUAAUAGGAGGGUUUGAGAAUGAAUUUCUAUAUAUAAUGAGAGCACCACAUGUAGGAUCAUUAACUCCUGGAAAGUUUGUACCAUCUAUGAAAUGUGGAUUUGUAGGCUGGGGAGGACAUUCACAUUUAAAAACAGAGUUUGAGAUUCUCUGUGCCCAUGAUUGUGUCUGGGUACCAACAAAAGAAUCGGUAAUACCAGCUGGAGCCAUUGCUGCAGGGUACACUGAAUAUGGCCCAGAAACAAUGUAUAUUGGUCGUGUAAAACAGGAUGGCCAUUUAAUACCAGGUAAAGUGGCACCAACACAUUGUGUUUGUUACUUUGCCUAUGGCGAACGGGAAGCAUAUGAAAGUUAUUAUGAUAUAUUAGUUGGUCCAUACUCAAGUCCUAGGUGUAGUAAUACUCUUGAACCACCAUUUAAAGAAAGAUAUGAGUUUUAUGAGGAACAAUACAAAUCUGAUGAUGAUGAAUAUGAUUAUGACUAA
Messenger RNA from Pieris macdunnoughi, 984 nucleotides. The record is from the annotation of a GenBank genome assembly. NCBI's taxonomy places the organism in Eukaryota, Metazoa, Arthropoda, Insecta, Lepidoptera, Pieridae.